AUGGUACCCCGACCGGACUUCAGAGCAUCGGACCAGACAGUCCUGAAGCCACCCAGCGACCAAACCCUGCGCUUUAAAGAAGAUGGCACAUUUCAGAUUACAGUUUUCGAGGACUUACAUUUCGCCGAGGAUGCAGAGAAAGAUAAGAAGACCCAGGGUGUGAUGUCAUACAUCCUGGACAAGGAGAACCCCGACUUUGUAGUCAUAAAUGGCGACCUGGUAUCCGGCGAAUGGACUCAUAAAGCCGAUUCUAGCCGGUUCAUCCACGAGGUCGUUUCCCCCCUUGUUGAUGGCGGGUAUCGCUGGGGAUCGACCUACGGCAACCACGACAGCGAGAUCAACCUCAAUCCCAAAGAGGACAUGUUCAAGGCCGAGCAUGAAUACUCCAAUAGUCUGACUCAAAGUCGUGUUUCGGGUGAUAGAGCCGGAAUCACGAAUUAUUAUUUGCCGGUUUACCCCCAUUCAGAGACGAAUACAGAGUCCAGUGCGCCCGCGCUGCUGCUCUGGUUCUUUGAUUCGAAGGGCGGACAUUAUUAUAAGCCCGAAGGGGAGGGCGGCCCUUCUGUAAAGAGGCCUAGUUGGAUUGAUAAAUCGGUCGUGGACUGGUUUACAAAAACCAACGCCAAACUGAGCAAAAAGCAUGGAAAGCCCAUUCCCUCGUUGGCAUUCUACCAUAUCCCCGCCCAUGCCAUGCUCGAGUAUCAACAGGUAAAGGGUAUCGACCCGCACCUCACGCCGGGUGUUGAUGGUGAGCGCGUCAACCCGCAAGGAACUGGCGACUGGAGCUACGAAGGACAGGAUCUUGACUUCAUGCAUGCGCUGCUGCGCACUGAAGGGCUGAUCGCGGGGUUCAGUGGACACGAUCAUCUGAAUGAUUGGUGUUUCAAAUGGGACGGAUCCCUGGUUGAUCAAGAUCUCACCGGAAACGGGAUCAACAUGUGCUACGGUCGGCACACGGGGUAUGGGGGGUACGGGGAUCUGACGCGCGGUGGAAGACAGAUCUUGUUGCACGAAGGUAAUCUGAAAGAAGAUACGGAGACUUGGAUUCGAUUGGAGGAUGGGUCUGCCCAGGCACAUGUCACACUGAAUACGACUUAUGGACAGGAUUCUUAUCUUGCUCUUGCGAGUGAUGUUGGGAAUAUCGGGGCCCAGACGGAGACUUCUUUGCUUCCUUUCUCUUGGAUCUGGGUUCCGAUUAUGAUGUUGUGGCGGUGGAAGAUGUGA
Penicillium bovifimosum is the source of this 1224-nucleotide messenger RNA. Its product is annotated as metallophosphoesterase family protein. Lineage: Eukaryota; Fungi; Ascomycota; Eurotiomycetes; Eurotiales; Aspergillaceae. The transcript is spliced from 4 exons. Bases 1 to 1224 code for a protein of 407 amino acids. Gene Ontology annotation, molecular function: hydrolase activity, acting on ester bonds. The record is from RefSeq and is a predicted model, not a curated record. Gene Ontology annotation, cellular component: cytoplasm.